AUCUUCUCAUUCACCCUCUCUCUCUCUCUCUCCCUCCCUCUCUCUCUCUCUCUCAUCCUGAUCAUGCUAUAUACUACUUUGCUUGGAUCUAUAAACACUCCAUCACUCACCAAAACUUGCUCAAUUUUUUUGUUUCACCAUCUUCUACUCAGUCUCUCUACAAGAAUUUCAGCAAGGAUGCGUAAUAUGAGUUCUCUUAAGCAAGAGUUUCUCCGAAGGUGGAUUAGGGGUCUCAGAAAAUAUAGCUCAAAGAAGAAGGACAUGAACUUGUUGGAGAGAAAGAAGGUGAUAAAGCUGUCUGCAGAUUUAGCCAUGGCUUCCACCAGAGACAAAACCACCCACUGGAGCCGAGCCCUUAUUGCCAACGCUUCCAGGGACAGCGGCGGCGGCGGCGACAAGGGCCUCCCGGAACACCGCCUUACAUGCUCGCCACAGAAUAAUAUUUCUUCACCACCUUGUAGGAGACAUAGGAUGAGAAGCAGGAAGAUCUUGAUAAGAAGAAACCGUACGGCUCACAGAGGAAAGGAAAAGGUGACAGCGAGUUUCAUUGCGAAGCGACUUGUCCAGAAGAGAACACGAAGGCUCAAGAGUCUGUUACCAGGUGGAGAAUUCAUGGAUGAUGUGUCUUUGGUUGAAGAAACCCUAGAUUAUAUACAAUCCCUUCGAGCUCAAGUUGAAGUCAUGAGGUGUCUUGUCUCUGCCUCCGAGCUCAUAAAAAAUCCUCCGUAAAUAUGAUAUCUCUUCCAUGGAUUGUCUCUGCAUCGCUGUUCACCGCUUAAUACAAGCACCCGUGCGAGGUGAUUAGUCAUUACUGUCAGGGAUGGAUAAUUAUCAGAAGAAAAAAAAUCAUGUGUAGUGUUUAGCUUUUUAUACUAUAUGUUUUAUUUAUAUGUAUUAAUUUGUUUUGUUUUUUUUAUAAAUUUCCAUCUCUUCACACUUUCUCUUUGGAAGCUAGAAGUGAUGGAGAAAAAGAUCGAGGCGUUCCUAUACAUAUACAUCAAGGCAAUGUACAGUGGAAAAUAUCAUAUACGUAAGUGAAGUUUUUAUAAUUUCCAUCA
Messenger RNA from Lotus japonicus, 1058 nucleotides. Its product is annotated as transcription factor IBH1-like 1. Bases 64 to 729 code for a protein of 221 amino acids. Gene Ontology annotation, biological process: regulation of DNA-templated transcription. NCBI's taxonomy places the organism in Eukaryota, Viridiplantae, Streptophyta, Magnoliopsida, Fabales, Fabaceae. The record is from RefSeq and is a predicted model, not a curated record. The transcript has 2 exons.